Messenger RNA from Pelodiscus sinensis (Chinese soft-shelled turtle), 1446 nucleotides. The record is from RefSeq and is a predicted model, not a curated record. NCBI's taxonomy places the organism in Eukaryota, Metazoa, Chordata, Testudines, Trionychidae.
UACGAUGUCACCGUGGAGGCCACGAUCGAGAAGAUUCGCACCAAGUGGAUUCCCUUGGUGAACGGGGGAGUUGAGAAGGGCGCCAGAAUCCCCAUCAUCCUCGUGGGGAACAAGUCGGACCUGCAGUCCGGGAGCUCCAUGGAGACCAUCCUGCCCAUCAUGAACCAGUUUUCAGAGAUCGAGACCUGCGUGGAGUGUUCAGCCAAGAACCUAAAGAACAUCUCCGAAUUGUUCUACUAUGCCCAGAAAGCCGUGCUGCACCCCACUGCCCCCUUGUACAACCCCGAAGAGAAGCAGCUGAGGCCGGCGUGUGCACGAGCGCUUACCCGGAUUUUCAACAUCUCCGACCAGGACAACAACCAGAUCCUGAGCGACGAGGAGCUCAACUACUUCCAGAAGUCCUGUUUCGGGAAUCCCCUGGCGCCCCAGGCCCUGGAGGACGUGAAGAUGGUGGUGUGGAAGAACACCACGGACGGGGUGCAGGACAACGGCCUGACGUUAAACGGCUUCCUCUUCCUCAACACCCUCUUCAUCCAGAGGGGGCGGCACGAGACCACCUGGACCAUCCUGCGCCGCUUCGGCUACUCCGACGAGCUGGAGCUGACGGACGACUAUCUCUACCCGGCGCUCCGCGUGCCCCAGGGCAGCUCCACGGAGCUCAACCACUUUGGAUACCAGUUUCUGCAGCGGAUGUUUGAGAAGCACGACAAGGAUGGCGAUGGAGCCCUCUGCCCUGUAGAACUCCAGAGCUUCUUCAGUGUCUUCCCCUACGUGCCCUGGGGACCGGAACUCUACAACACGGUAUGCACCACUGAUAAAGGCCUGCUUUCACUGCAUGGAUUCCUCUGCCAAUGGACGCUGGUGUCCUAUCUGGAUGUCCAUCACUGCUUGGAGUACCUGGGUUACUUGGGCUACCCCAUCUUCUCGGAGCACAACUCUCAGACGCAGGCCAUCACAGUGACCCGGGAGAAGAGAAUCGACCUGGAGAAGGGUCAGACCCAGAGGAACGUUUUCCUCUGUAAGGUGAUUGGCCCCAGGGGCACGGGCAAGUCUGCGUUCCUGCAGGCCUUCCUCGGGAGGAACCUGGCUGCCCACCAGCAGGCCCCAGGAGAGCUGUCCUUCUACGCAAUCAACACCGUCCAAGUCAGUGGCCAGGAGAAGUAUCUAAUACUGUACGAGAUUGACGUGGACACAGAGUUCAUGAAGGCAUCAGACGUGGUGUGCGAUGUCGCCUGCUUAAUGUACAACGUGAAUGAUCCCGAGUCUUUCAACUACUGCGCCUGUAUUUAUAAGCAACGCUACAUGGACGGACAAAUCCCCUGCGUCUUCGUCGCCUCCAAGUCAGACCUUGCUCUCCUGCAGGAGAUCUUCCCUUCCUCGGAGCCGGGCUACGCCCCCGCUUCCGAUUCAACUCCCUUUCCCUUGAGUGCCGGGGGGGAGGGGUGA